UGCCCACUCAAAAGCCUUUCGAUCAUGCUGCCGUCGUCCACCCAAUUCUUGGCGCCUCCUCAUCACGACAUGGACGAAACCCGACUGAUGAACACCAUGCGAGCCCAACUGAGCCAGUUUUCGCAGGAAGAUCUGCUGCGGCAGGCGGCCGUGCAACUCCCCGACGAAGUGAAAAGUCAGUUGCGUCUCCUUCAAACCAUCAAACUCCACAACGAGAUGCUGCGAACCCUCGUGCAACAAGUUGACUCACAACCCACGACAUUCUCGUACCCGAUUCAAGACCCCCAACCGACAGAUGUGCAAACCACCAAGGAAAUCCUGGCUUGGUACUUCUCCGAAGACAACCACAAUUGCAACAACACAGCAAACUGCACGUGCUAGCCCAUGCCCACACCAUUCGUCCCUUAAUAUUAUUCCUUUUAAAACGUUGGAUGAGGUGUAC
Aphanomyces invadans is the source of this 442-nucleotide messenger RNA. RefSeq lists its product as hypothetical. NCBI's taxonomy places the organism in Eukaryota, Oomycota, Saprolegniomycetes, Saprolegniales, Verrucalvaceae. The record is from RefSeq and is a predicted model, not a curated record. The transcript has a single exon. The coding region runs from base 25 to 381 and encodes 118 amino acids.